GGAUCCGCGCAUAAUAGCGCCGGGGUUUCGUCUUUGUCCGUGCGAAUAAUCGCGAUUUGAGGAACCCGCGUAGCAGGCUUACCUUCAUCAGUCGAUUACUGAGGGUUAUACCACGUGUAUGCGCGUCGCGAGUGAGUUUCGCUUAUUUCCGCGGCAGUCGCGUGUGCAUCGCAUUUUACACGCAACGCAAAGUGUCCCCUCGUUCGUUUUGUCGCGUUAUUUAUCGGCGUCAAUCCCUUCCGACUUAAAGUUGCGAAAUAGCCAAGAGAUCGCGGAAAAAAUUCGCCAUGUCGCGUAAAUACUUCGCCGAAACUCCCGUUUACAUCGUCGAAAAUCACGACGAGAUCUUGCCGUUCGUUUAUCGUUGCUUAGGUUCUAAGCAUCUUCCGUUCGAAGGAAACACCUUUAUCCACCUUGAUUCCCACCCCGACAUGCUAAUACCGAAAGAUAUGCAGGCGGACGUUGUUUGGGAUAAGAACCAACUUUUCGAUGAAAUCAGUAUAGAGAAUUGGAUGCUUCCGGCGGCGUAUGCGGGUCACCUGAAGCACCUGAUCUGGGUGAAGCCGCCCUGGGCAACGCAGAUGCAAGACGGCGUCUCCACUUUCUUAAUCGGGAAGCACAAGGACAACGGAUGCAUAAGGCUGACCAGCUCCGAGGCAUAUUUUGUCAGUGAAGCGCUUUACGCACUUCCUGAAGAACUCGAGAACGUGAAAGAAGUCACUUUGCACGUGAUUACUAUUGGCUCUUACAUGGAAGAUCCGUCAAAGAAAGACGAUUUUCCGGCGAUCAGUGCGUCUCUCCGUCGUUAUCUUCCGGAAAGCGAUACACCGCUGAUUCUUGACGUCGAUCUGGAUUUCUUCAGCACGAAAAAUCCCUUCCGAGAUCUCCACGAACGUGCUGGUCUCUAUGAUCGUCUGGCGCCGCUUUACGCCUUUGAUCGUCCCCAUUCGUCUGAUCCUCAGCUCCUGAAGGAGGCUGUUGCAGCGAGAGACGAGCAGCUCAACGAACUCAAGGCGCUCUUCGAUCAUCUCCAGGAACACCGGAGUCUACGAGGAUACGAGAGACCCGGGAACACUCGUCGAUACGAAGCAGUGGAACGUAUCUUUCGGGAAGUCACCGCAGUUUACAAGGAAUCGGAAGUGGAUUGGACGCUUGUCCACGACGCAGGAUGCACAAGGGACGACACAGACCUGCCGCAUCACGUGACUACCCAGCAAGACUUGAGCCGUUUGAUAACCGGAACAUUCAGGGCUUUUCUCGCCGCUCUACCAGCGCCACCGACAAUAGUGACAGUCGCAAGGUCAAGCCUGGACGAUUAUUGCCCUCCUGAGGACGUGGAGCUUAUUCAAACCGGAGUUCUGGACGAGUUACGUCACCGCCUAGGAAAUGUUGACAUCAAACCUGCCUAUCAGGAACUGCAGGAAACUCCUUGAAUACCUCGAACAGCCUUGCUUACUUAGGCCUUAUACCUGUAAUCCUUUGAAUCGCAUUUUAUCGAAUUUUAUGUUCUUCUACGCAUUUCUCUCUCAGGUAUGGAAUAAAGGCAUGA
This is a messenger RNA of Diprion similis, 1549 nucleotides long. It is a transcript of the gene MESR6, whose product is annotated as UPF0489 protein C5orf22 homolog. The transcript has 8 exons. Bases 288 to 1433 code for a protein of 381 amino acids. Lineage: Eukaryota; Metazoa; Arthropoda; Insecta; Hymenoptera; Diprionidae. The record is from RefSeq and is a predicted model, not a curated record.